Messenger RNA from Clunio marinus, 1781 nucleotides. The record is from the annotation of a GenBank genome assembly. NCBI's taxonomy places the organism in Eukaryota, Metazoa, Arthropoda, Insecta, Diptera, Chironomidae.
AUGUAAACAAAAUCUUGUUUCUAAAAAAUUUACAAAAAAGUAAAUCCAAAAAGGAAAAUUAACCUUUUUAAUAUUAAAUGGCAUUAAAAAAACAUUUCUGUGAUGUGUAAUAACCUUUAAGAGCUCAUAGUGUACUAAUAGUAGAAACCAUCAAAUCGCGUUACGCGAAAACCACCAUCGUUUCAAUUAAGUGAAGAAAGAAACCGUAUUGCAAAAGAUAAAAGCAUAAACUAUAGGACUUCAUUUGCUCAACAAAGUUUUGAUCUUAUUUUCCUCUUAACAAAAAUUUUAAUAAUUUUCCUCGAAACAAAACGAGGAGAAAUGCGUGAAUUCAAAGUUGUGGUGCUUGGAUCGGGUGGUGUGGGAAAAUCGGCCUUAACUGUACAGUUCGUCUCAGGAUGUUUCAUCGAAAAAUAUGACCCCACAAUUGAAGAUUUUUAUCGGAAGGAAAUCGAAGUUGAUAACUCACCUUGCGUUCUGGAGAUAUUGGACACAGCUGGCACUGAACAAUUCGCCUCCAUGCGCGAUCUUUACAUCAAAAAUGGUCACGGCUUCAUUGUCAUGUAUUCGCUCACAAAUCAUCAGACAUUUCAAGAUAUCACGACGAUGCGUAAUGUCAUUAGUCGAGUGAAGGGCAGUCAGCCAGUUCCAAUUCUUCUAGUCGCCAACAAACUCGAUUUAGAAUGCCAAAGAGAAGUUUCCACUGAAGAAGGUCAUGCACUAGCCGAGAUGUGGGGUUGUCCAUUCAUUGAAGCAUCUGCCAAGAGUCGUAUUAAUGUGAAUGAAGUGUUUUCUAUAAUUGUCCGCGAAAUGAACACAUCAACUGAGAAACGAAACAAGAAAAACCGAUAUUGCUGUUGCACGAUAUUAUAGGACAAACCAUGCUUCACCGAUCCAAUUCAAAAAAUGAAACUUCUACAAUUUUAGAUAAUAAGUAUUGAAAAAAUGUGGAGGAGAAAAGUUGAAUUUUCCUACAAAUUUUAAGUGAAUAUCUCGUCCUCUUAAAGAACACGGAAUCCUUAAGCCCUGCCCUGACUUAUUCUAAUUCCAUUCGCAAUCUUGAGUGAGAUUCCAAUCAAUUAGUAUCAAUUUAAAUAAUUAUUUUAUCGCAUUUUUCCCUUCAAGCACUUUCCUUCUAAUAAUUAUAACAAUAUCAAAAUGGUUGAAGGUUGUCAAAGGUUCCAGUGGCCUACGAGGCCAGUUGUGAUGUAAAAGAAAUUCAAAAUCGCCAUCAAUCAUAUCGAGAGGAAUUAUAAACUAUUUUUAGACUGUAAUUUACCUUUAGACUAUCAUCAAAUUCCUAUCUUAAUAAGUUCUGCUUUCUUUCCUUUUUUUGUCUAUGUCAUGAAAGAAAAAGCAAACUCUACAAAUGGUUAAUUAAAUUCACCCCCAAUCAUUUUCAUUCUGUAUUUUUUCGAAGGUCGUGGAUGUUUUUACAUGAUGAAAAAAUGAUGAAACAUUAAUAUUUGAUAAGGAAGAAAGUUUAGCUUUACUUUUACCAAAAGAAAAAAAAAAUGAUAAGAAAAUGUGGAAAUUUAGGUAAAAAUAGUAGAUAAAUUCUUUUGUAGAUGAAACUAAAACAUCAAUAAUUCAUUUCAACUCAUGCAAUAUAAUUUUUUACAUUUGUUUUUAUUAUGAUUUGAUGAUGUGCAGGAAAUUAAUGUCAUAAAGAUUAUCAUAGUUUCUGUAAUCUUUCAGCUCAAUGAAGCAGUGACAAGUAAAGAGUUUUGUGUAUAUUUUUUAUUUUAUUUUAAUAAACUAAAUUCUACAUUAUGAGAAAA